AUGUCUCAAUCCGAUUCCGGCGUGACCAACACCACCACCGAGAAGGGAGGAAGCGCCGCGCCCGACGUGAUCAAAGUGCUCGAGGGGCACCUGUCCCCCGACCCCCUUCGCGAUCAUGAACCAUGGGCGCCUCGCUCUAAGAUGGAGGCGCCUAAGAAGGCGAAAUCUGGCCCAUCCCCGUCUGAGCCCAUCGAAGCAGAGGCGCCGACAGCUACGACAGCCUCGAACGCGCCCGCGGCGGCCAAGGCCUCGAAGACGCCUGCAACCUCUACUCCUGCGCCCUCCUACACCAACCAGGGUAAUUUUCCUUUUCCCUUUCCUCUCUGA
This is a messenger RNA of Linum trigynum, 327 nucleotides long. The record is from the annotation of a GenBank genome assembly. NCBI's taxonomy places the organism in Eukaryota, Viridiplantae, Streptophyta, Magnoliopsida, Malpighiales, Linaceae.